Molecule: messenger RNA, 2011 nt
Organism: Podarcis muralis (Common wall lizard)
Lineage: Eukaryota; Metazoa; Chordata; Lepidosauria; Squamata; Lacertidae
Source: RefSeq, a predicted model, not a curated record
CGACGGCGGUGGUGAAUGAAUUCUCCGGGCGGGAGAGGGAAGAAGAAGGGCUUAGCCGCCUCCAGCUCCCCGACGCGGGCCGCCGGGACUUCCUCUCCGCCCGGGGCCGGGCCGGCUCCCUCCGUCCAGCACCACCAGCAACAGGCAGCUGCGGCGACGGCGGCGGCGGCUUCCCCUCACAAGCGCAACCUCUACUACUUCUCGUACCCGCUGUUCGCCGCCUUCGCCCUGCUCCGCUUCCUGGCCUUCCAGCUGGGGCUGCUGUUCGCCUGGCUCUGCGAGCGCCUCUCCCGCGGCGGCAUCCUCAUGGCAGCCGCCAAAGGCACCGCCAGGGCCGGCGCCGCUCCCGAGACCGUGCGAGCCUGCCACAAGCGCGCCUUCGAGUGCAUCUCCACGCCGCUGCGCAUUGACGAAGACGAGGCCGCAGGACAAAAGGAACAAGCUGUUGAAUGGUACAGAAAGGGGAUUGAAGAACUGGAAAAAGGAAUAGCUGUGCUAGUUACUGGUCAAGGAGAUCAUUGUGAUCGAGCUCGCCGUCUCCAGUCUAAAAUGAUGACAAAUUUGGCAAUGGCCAAGGACCGUUUGCAGCUGUUAGAGAAGAUGCAGGCAGUUAAGCAAAUUCCCAAGCUGCAAAUGGAAAUCUGUAGUGACAGUACUAACCUGGUAUGCCGCAAUGGACAUCUCCAGUCAGAAAGUGGAGCUGUUCCAAAAAAGAAGGACCCAUUGACUCAAACGAGUAACUCACUCCCUCGUUCAAAAUCAGUGGCCAAAACUGGAUCUGUGGGGCUUUCAGGGCACCAAAGGACACCUAGUUAUAGUGGAAUAUCCAAUUUUUCUGUACCUAGACAAGGAACUGUUCCCGCAGCUUCAACUCAGAAGGCUACUCCAAAAAAUAAUAGAGCCAACAAGCCUUCUACUCCUACAACUGCUGUGCGAAAAAAGAAAGACAUGAAGGUUUUUAGAAACGUGGAUAGUAAUCUUGCUAAUCUUAUUCUCAAUGAAAUAGUAGACAGUGGGCCAUCUGUCAAAUUUGAUGAUAUUGCUGGGCAAGAGCUGGCUAAGCAGGCACUGCAAGAAAUUGUUAUUCUUCCUUCACUUAGACCUGAGCUGUUUACAGGCCUUAGGGCUCCUGCACGUGGAUUGUUGUUGUUUGGCCCACCAGGAAAUGGAAAGACGAUGUUGGCCAAAGCAGUGGCUGCAGAAUCAAAUUCAACUUUCUUUAACAUAAGUGCUGCAAGUCUAACAUCAAAAUAUGUUGGUGAAGGAGAGAAACUAGUUCGUGCUCUUUUUGCAGUAGCCAGAGAACUUCAACCUUCUAUAAUUUUUAUAGAUGAAGUGGAUAGUCUCUUAUGUGAAAGAAGAGAAGGUGAACAUGAUGCUAGCAGACGUUUAAAAACGGAAUUUUUAAUAGAGUUUGAUGGUGUACAGUCUUCAGGAGAAGACCGAAUACUUGUAAUGGGAGCAACUAACAGGCCACAAGAGCUUGAUGAUGCUGUUCUCAGGCGAUUCAUCAAACGAGUGUAUGUAUCAUUACCAAAUGAAGAGACACGACUGCUUUUACUAAAAAAUCUUUUGAGCAAGCAAGGAAAUCCAUUAACCCAAAAAGAGCUGGCACAGCUAGCUAGAAUGACAGAGGGAUACUCAGGGAGUGACUUAACAGCAUUAGCAAAAGAUGCAGCACUGGGUCCUAUACGAGAACUAAAACCAGAGCAAGUGAAGAACAUGUCUGCCAGUGAGAUGAGAAAUAUCAAAUUGUCAGACUUCACCGAGUCCUUGAAGAAAAUAAAAAGCAGUCUCAGCCCACAGACCCUGGAAGCUUAUAUUCGCUGGAACAAGGACUUUGGAGACACAACAGUUUAAUAUGCAUCUUUGUCAAAGGAAGGGAAGAAUGUUGCCAGCAAGGGACGGUUGAUGCAAACUGCUGCUGGAAUGUGACCAGAGUUUACAAGACUUUAUAGAACUCUAAAUAUCUGCACUAAAACAGGGAACUGACUUAAGGAAAAAACGGAUA